ACAUGAAAGACAUGAUUGUACUCAACACUAAUUCCGAGUACACUCUCCAGAAUAUUCGCAACACUAUUAAUUUUCAGGGUAUAGAUAUGAGAAGAUUGAGUCUAUUUGGUGGGAGCAGUUCCGGACGAUCGGAUGCUUUUUGCUUAAAUGGUAACGAAGUUUGCACUCAAAGCGCGUUUGGGAUCGGAGUCUAUAAGGGAAAUGUAGUCGCAAUCAAACGGAUAUUUAAAAAGUCAAUCGACUUGACACGAAAUGUCCGAAAAGAGCUGAUCCAGGUAAGAGAGAUGAGACACGAGAAUAUAAACUCGUUUAUUGGCGCCAGUAUUGAGUCGACAAAUAUAUCGCUUAUAUUCUUAUACUGCGCCCGAGGAAGUCUUGAGGACGUGUUAAGGAAUGAAGACUUGGAUUUGGAUAAUAUGUUUAUCGCCUCAUUAGCAAUGAUUUAUUUACACGAUUCGGAUAUUAUAUCACACGGGAAACUGAAAUCAUCCAAUUGUUUGGUGGACAGUCGUUGGGUCCUUCAGAUUACGGACUAUGGUUUACACGAGUUUAGAUCAAAUCAAGACUUCACGCAUUUUGAUGAACAUAAACGACAAAGAGUCAUCGGCUCAUUUAGUCAUCGGGUGCAGCCUCUGCCAUACAUUACGUACAAUCUAUUAUGGAGAGCACCAGAAUUGUUGCGAACCAUUAAUCCUCCGAUGAGAGGCACACAGAAAGGAGAUGUCUAUUCAUUCUUAACCUCGAAA
Messenger RNA from Medioppia subpectinata, 746 nucleotides. NCBI's taxonomy places the organism in Eukaryota, Metazoa, Arthropoda, Arachnida, Sarcoptiformes, Oppiidae. The record is from the annotation of a GenBank genome assembly.